This is a messenger RNA of Schistosoma guineensis, 1274 nucleotides long. NCBI's taxonomy places the organism in Eukaryota, Metazoa, Platyhelminthes, Trematoda, Strigeidida, Schistosomatidae. The record is from the annotation of a GenBank genome assembly.
GACAACAUUUAAGCUCUCACCUUAAACAUAUGUGAAUAAUUUAUGGAAGCAGGAAGCGAAGUAAACUAAUCAAGAGAAUAUGACAAAGAUUCCUUUGAAUGACACAGAAUUUGAAUAUCUAAGAACUACACUUAUAUCAGAAUCAACAAGUGUUUCAGAUAAAUUUGAUAAGCUGUAUUAUUCUAAAGGAUACCUUACAGGAAGGCAGGCUGCUGCCAUUUUAGCUUGUUAUAAAACAGCUCCAGAAAGAGUCCGGGUGAUAAAAGCUUUACAAAAAAGAUUAUGCCGUAUGACAUGUGCUGAAGCAAUUGAAAUAUUAAAUGUUUUACAAUCAACCAAUUAUGAUCGAUUAUUUGCAUUAGACUGCAUUAAACAUACAUUAGUUGAUCAUGAAACAACUGACGGCAUUGAAUAUAUCUUGAAAGCUUUUGUUUAUGAAACUGACAAAUUGAAAGCCUUACAAAUAUUGUCAACUGUUAGUAUGUAUGUUAGAAAAGAGUUAGCCAGUGGUGGACAUCAAGUUUAUGCACCAUUUGGUGGUCUUUAUACCCAAAGCUUUCCAGGUUGUGAGGCCCUCUAUGGACCAGUUAGUGAACAAAUGGCUCUCAAAGAUCAUUUAGUAAAGCCUUCCCUUCCAGUAACAGUAAAUGUACAUCCAUCACUGUCAAUAUUUCAUUCAUCACCAUCAUAUAAAUAUAUAGGUGAUUUAAACCGUUCAUGGUACCCCGGUGGUGGUAGACCACCUUUACCACCAACAAUGGCGGAACAUGUUAAAAUAGGUCCACCAAAACAAGUAGCUGAAAGUGAGCCGGGUUUUCUCGAAAAAUCCCCCAACUUCCAUGAUAACAAUGCUAAUAAUACCAAUAACGUAUGUUUAACUGCUGAAUAAUUUUAUAAAAGCAAAUAAAUCGUCAUCUAUUUGUAAGCAGGCAGAAACUGAUUGUCGUUUUUAAUAUUAUUUUAUUACACAUUGAUUUUUUUAUCCAUUGUGAAACCAGUUAGAAGGAAAUGAAUUUUUCACACUUGCGAUUAUUAGAUAAAUGCAAGUCGUAAGUAAUUAAACAUUUUUUCCAUCUGGAAGAACCAGAUUUCUUUGCUUAAAUUAGACAUAAAAUAUGACAUUCAAAAGGAUUAUUGAUAUUUUUGCUCACAAUUUUGUAAGAAUAUACAAUUGAAUAUAUAUGAUCAAUCAGUAUUUUACUAUUGAAGAAUAUGAGAUGUAGAUUUUUAAACUUUUUCUUCAUGGGUUAGUUAACUAUCAUAAGAAAAAAAAC